This is a messenger RNA of Oncorhynchus kisutch (coho salmon), 5234 nucleotides long. RefSeq names its product AF4/FMR2 family member 1-like. Lineage: Eukaryota; Metazoa; Chordata; Actinopteri; Salmoniformes; Salmonidae. The transcript has 19 exons. The record is from RefSeq and is a predicted model, not a curated record. Gene Ontology annotation, cellular component: nucleus; super elongation complex. Gene Ontology annotation, biological process: regulation of gene expression. The coding region runs from base 550 to 4071 and encodes 1173 amino acids.
CGAGUGACGUUUAAUGUGAAUAAUGUGCUUGCCUGACUAAAUAAAUUGAAUGCGUGCAUGGGGAUUUUUCUGUAGCCGAUGCAGUCACACCUAAUAAAGUCAUGAAUAGUGGGAGCAACAGAGUGGUUUGUGCAACACCCUUCAAUUGAAGCAGUGGGAAACUAACCAAAGUGGCCACAUGUCUCACAAAAACGAAUCAAAAAUGCCAUCACGGUUAGUUUAAGGGAGCAGAAGAAUGAUUUUCGGUUCAACUCUGAGCUGGAUUUGCCAGUCUUUGCAAUUAGUUUGUUUGUUUUCUCUCGUUAGCCUUUAGCUAACAUCGUCUGUGUGAUUUCGCUGUUCAUUUUGUUAGUAUUUUUGUAAAAGAAGCCCAAUAACUUUUUUGCCGACGUGAACAUCUGGAUACCGCCCAAGCCUAAGUGGUUUACACUUAAAAUCAUAUUUCAGCCUUAUCUUAUGGCUCCCCCAAAUGUGAUGGCAACCCAUAGGACUGUUUGUAUAUAAUUACACCUGUUUCCAAUAUAAGCACACAUACACCCAUCUCCAGUUAUGAUGAGCACACAUGAUGACAUCCCCCUGGACAGUACUACGCCUAGAUUGACUAGCCACAAUGAAGAGCGGAAUCUCCUUCGCAUCCGAGAGUGGGAGAGGCGGAACCAGGAAGCCCUCCAGGAGAAGGAGUUCUACCAGGAGAACGUUCCCCUUUUUGGGGAACCCUACAAGACAAACAAAGGAGAUGAGCUUUCCAGCCGUAUACAGAGGAUGCUGGGUAGUUAUGAAGAUGUGAACAUCUCCAACUCUCAUCUGUGUUUGGACAGUAGCUUCUCUAAUGACCCCCCAUCUCACGUCACCACAACAUAUAGGCGGCCAUCUCACAGCCGAGACAGAGUGAAGCCUGCAUUCCAGAACACUCCUCUGUACGGGGCAGGCCAGAAUGGUAGUGGUGGUCCCUCCAUUAGCAGGCAAACUUCUCAGCCUCUGAAGAGGCUCCCUGUUCCCUCCUCCCACACCCAGUCCUCACUGGGUCUCAGUCAAGGCCAGGCCAGCCCUGAUCCCCUCCAGGGGAAAGCUGAACCCUGCCCCUGGCCAGACCUGAGGGAGUGUGCCAGUCUUACUCCGGUCCUCUCCACCCUGUCCCCCCCAGCUGAACCCCUAUCCCCCCUACAUUCCAGUGACUCUGAGCCCCAGGACACCCCUGACAGGCACCAAGGAUCCCCCCUGCAUCCUGACUCCCCUGUCCCAAUGGAGGGGUCCCCUCUGGAUGACCCCCAGAGAGACAUCCCACUUCUGGCCAUCGAGGGAGCAACAACCCUGCCCUCUCAGACAUUCCCUCUACCACUGGCCUCUAAACCAAAUCUGGUCAUGCCCCAGAAGCCCACAGCCUACGUCCGGCCCAUGGACGGCCAGGACCAGGUGACCAGCGAGUCUCCGGAUCUCAAGCCCUCUCCUGAAGGCUUCCAUGGACAGUCUUAUCAUGAACCCUUACCAGACUUGAAAAGCACCAAGCCCAGCCUUUCCAAACUGAAGAUUCCAUCACAGUCUAUAGAGACUCUGUCAAAUAAAGCUCACUGUGUGGAGGACAUUCUGAGGGAAAUGACCCACUCCUGGCCUCCUCUCCUGACUGCCAUCCACACACCCAGCACAGCUGAGCUCUCCAAGUUCUCCUUCCCAGUCAAGGAAGCACAGCAUGUCCCACCUGCAUUUCCAGGACAAAAACACUAUGGAUCACCUCCACUAGCCUCUUCCUCCAGACUCAUCUGUCAACAGAGCUCUUCGUCCUUCAGUACAGUUGUAGCAACACAUUCCAGUGGGGUGGAGUCAGCCAGCUCCAGUGACUCCGAGAGCAGCUCAGGGUCAGACUCAGACAGUGAGAGCAGUGAGAGUGGGACAGAGGAGGCCCCACAACCCAUCAGGAGCAGCAGCCCACCAGUACCCAAGGCUGAAGGCCCCGUGGUGACUAACUGGCAGCUGAAUAACUGGAUCAGAGUGAGCCAGCAGAACCCCAUCACAGAGAGCCAUAGUGACACUGUCCAAAGCCCUUUACCGAAACAGCAGCAGAGCCAUGACUCAGAGGAGGAGGCCAUUCCUCCCAGGGACUACAAAUCCCACACACCACCACAAUACCCAGAGUUCAGCGAUAGUGAAGCCAAACCUCCAGGAAGUGAGGACAUUGCCUGCAAACAGCAUGUCCGCAACAAGUCCCUGGCCGUCUCACAUGUUGGGGACAGCAGCAGCCAGAGAAAAACUGUGGGGAACAAACAUCCCUCCAGACCAGUUAAGGCUCCCCGUCCUGAGGACUCCCAGGCUGGGCUGCGGGUGGAGAGUGUGGAGGUGGCCCCCCGCGACAAAGACCCCUCGUUCACAGACAGGCCAAAGGUCAAAACGAAAACCGGGCACAGCAGCAAGAGUGGCAGCGCCAUAACGGGCAGUAAGAAGCCGGCCAAGCGCAACUCUUUGGAGAAGAGGAAGACUAAACAACCAGAGUCUGGAAGCAGUGGUCCCAAGAUGACUCUGAUGCUGGACUGUAAGAGGGAGAGGUCUCGCAGUCCCAGCCCUGCCCGGGUGGUGGAAACCUCCGUCAGUGUCAGGAAAGAGACCGUCCCGGCCCCUCAGAAGGGCCAGAAAACACCCAGGAGCAACUCUGCAGCUGCAGCACACCAGGCCAAACGGGAGUCCUCAGCCAACGCUUCCAGGGCCCCCAAGGGACCUCCACAUGCCCUGCUGGUGAAGAUUGAGCUCAAUCUGCUGUCCAGGGUCCCUCCCCAGGGCACCAGGCCUUCUCAUGGAGGCCAGGAACCAACCAGCAGGAAGAGACCCAACAUAGCCCCAGAGAGGGGAGACGGGGACCCUGCUUCCCCCAUCACUACCAAAGUCUGCAAAAAGAGACCGGCUGAGAAGGAUGCGAAAUCCCUGCCAAGGAAGAAGCCAAAACUGGAGAAAGAUCCCAAACACUCCUCUUCAUGUCCUGGUUCUGGCAAGUCUGCGACGCCCAAGAACCCUGGAGAGGAGGAGGUAGAGAGGAAGCGGUCGAAGAAGGGGGCUUCUGUCCCUCUGCAAGACCCUGGGAAAGAGCCGGGGAGGCGCAAGCGGCAUGCAGGGGAGACCCCAGAGCCCAACGCUGCCUCAGCAGCCAAAAGCAAGGACAGGGAGGCCUCCACCCCCGUCAAACACAAGAAGGGCACUGGGAAACGACACACAGAGCAUUCCAAGACUGGCAAGGCCCCCAAGAGCAGCUUUGCCUUCUCUGUACCUGCCCAGCUCACCGGGGGUUCCCUGUCCUCCAGACCCCUGCUCAAGGUCGAGGACAGGCAGCACCCAGUGGAGUAUCAUAUGAAGGAAGCCAAAAAACUCAAGCACAAAGCAGAUGCCACGUCUGAUAAGGUGGGCAAAGCUUUCAACUACCUCGAUGCUGCCAUGUCCUUUGUGGAGAGCGGCAUCGCUAUGGAAACCGAUCCCCAGACCCCGAAGUCGGCAUAUACGAUGUUCGCUGAAACCUUGGAUCUGAUAAGGUUCAUACUGAAACUGAAGGGUUCUAUGGACCCCUCUGCCCCUGUUACAGACAAGGAUUUUACAAUAUUAUGUAUGAGGUGCCAGUCCCUUCUACAGAUGGCCAUGUUUCGCUACAAAAGAGAAACGGCACUUAAGUAUUCAAGGACCCUCACGGAUCAUUUCAAGAGCUCCUCCAAGUCUGCAGCCCCCUCCCAAUGUGUCUCAAAAAGCACGGGCACACCAUCCCCCAUGUCUCCCAUGCCGUCUCCUGCCAGCACAGCCAGCUCUGGGCCAGGCUCCAAUCACAGCAGUGGGGUGGGGAUGGGCAAUGUGAGCACUGUGGCCAUUCCCCAGGUCAUCCAGCAGGUGGCAUCGUCCUACGUCAACAUCACAGCACUCUUCCUGAGUGCUCACGACAUCUGGGAGCAGGCUGACGAGCUGGCACACAGAGGCAGUGGUUUGUUGUCUGAGCUGGACUCAGCUCUGGGCCAGUUGAGCCUGACCUCCACCAUGAGCUCUCUGGUGCGUCACACACGGCAGGGACUGCAGUGGCUCCGACUGGACACCUGCGAGACACAGUGACUGUUUCUCAACCCCACCCAGCACUACACAGCCCUGCUUACUCCUGCCGUACUCCUACAGUACCCAGCCGUGGAUAACCCUGUCCGGGACAUCCUAUUUGGCUUUAUUUAUUGACAGGCCAUCAGGCGAAAGCAGGAUCCCAAGUCCCUCCUCUACAAGUUGUUCAUAUGGAUACAAAGUCAACUUUUAUUAAAUUUUUCCCAACUACCUAUGAAACUGAUGUUCAGAGACCCUGUGUCCCACACACUUCCGGGUCCUCUGUUGGUCACAUGGAUGGGUCCAUUAACAAAACAACUAUCACAUCCACCUCUGGAUCUCUGGAGGCAGCAGGGCCUGCUAGACCUGUAGUGAGUUGAAUGAGACUCUCCCUUUCUGAAAAAUUUGUCACACAGCCAACUGACUGUGGCCUGACCACCCCUCUGGGCCCUGUAUCCCCUGGGGGUUAGACAGUGGGAAGGUUGGCUGAAGAACUGACUCCCACCCUUCUCCUGUGGUAAUGCAAAGCAGUGAUGAUAAAAAGCUUAUUUAUUAGCCUUAUUAUAUUAUCACUAUUUUUAUAUUGUUUCAGUAAAAUGUUGUUUGAUCAAAAGCGGUGUCAUGGCCAAUAUUUACUUCACCCAGCUGAAAAGGCCUAUAGAACUACAGGUAUCCAUCCAUCCCAUCCUAUAAUAAUAGUAAUAAUAGUAUUGGUCAACUCCUGCAGAAUAUAACCAGUAUCUCUGCGCUCCAUAAAGUAUUUCUAAAUUGGUUUUGCCCUGAAAAAUUGACAUGCCACAAGAUGGCCCUGGUCACUUUCUGUGAAUAUGUUUGUUUAUUAUUAUUACUCUCUCUUAUCUUCAAAGGAGAUUGAAUUUACCUGCCAGGACGGGUCCACUAUGUUAAUUCAGUCAUAACAGAAAUAUAGUGCAUACGGAAAUUAUUCAGGCCCCUUGAGUUUUUCCAAAUUUUGUAACGUUAAAGCCUUAUUCUAAAAUGGAUUAUAUUGUUUUUUGCCCUUCAUCAAACUACACAAAAUACCCCAUAAUGGCAAAGCAAAAACAAGUUCAUAUCAAUGUUUUCAAAUUAAUAUAAAAAAAAUGAAAUCACAAUUACAUAAGUAUGCACACCCUUUUUCAGUACUUUGUUGAAACACCUUUGGCAGCGAUUACAGCCUCGAGUCUUGG